AUGCCAGAGCCCAGGACACUGUCUGCCUGCUUCGGGGAACUUGAAGUACUGAUUGUGGGCACUGUGCUGCUGGUAGAAGCACUCUCUGGGCUCAGCCUCAAUGGCCUGACCAUCCUCUCUUUCUACAAGUUCCCAGAGCUGAGGACUCCCAGUCACCUGCUGGUGUUGAGUUUGGCCCUGGCAGACAGUGGGAUCAGCCUGAAUGCCCUUGUUGCAGCCGUGUCCAGCCUCUGCCGGUGCUGGCCCUAUGGAUCAGAUGGCUGCCAGGCACACGGCUUCCAGGGCUUCUUGAUGGCUCUGGCCAGCAUUUGCAGCUGUGCAGCCAUUGCUUGGGAGCGCUACCACCAUUACUGCACCCGAAGUAGGCUGGCCUGGAGCUCAGCCAGUGCCCUGGUGCUUUUUGUGUGGCUGUCUUCUGCCUUCUGGGCAGCUCUUCCCCUACUGGGCUGGGGACGCUAUGACUAUGAGCCACUGGGAACGUGCUGCACCCUGGACUACUCUAGAGGGGACAGAAACUUCACCAGCUAUCUCUUCACCAUGGCCUUUUUCAACUUUAUCCUGCCCCUCUUCAUCACACUCACUUCCUACUGGCUCAUGGAGCAAAAACUCAAGAGGAGUGGCACUCUCCAGGUGAACACCACUCUGCCAGCCAGGAUUCUGCUGCUGGGCUGGGGUCCUUAUGCCUUCCUGUACCUGUAUGCAGCCUCCACAGAUGUGACCUCCAUCUCCCCCAGACUGCAGAUGGUGCCUGCCCUCAUUGCCAAAGCAGUGCCCAUCAUUAAUGCCUGCCACUACGCCCUGGGGAUAGAGGUGGUCCACAGGGGGAUAUGGCAGUGCCUCUCUUGGCAGAGGAGAGAGGGUCUGCCCAGCACACGGGACCAAACCCAAUGA
Molecule: messenger RNA, 891 nt
Organism: Orycteropus afer afer
Lineage: Eukaryota; Metazoa; Chordata; Mammalia; Tubulidentata; Orycteropodidae
Gene: RGR
Product: retinal G protein coupled receptor
Exons: 7
Coding region: 1-891 (296 amino acids)
Biological process (GO): G protein-coupled receptor signaling pathway; phototransduction; visual perception
Cellular component (GO): membrane
Molecular function (GO): G protein-coupled receptor activity
Source: RefSeq, a predicted model, not a curated record